Camellia sinensis is the source of this 1459-nucleotide messenger RNA. The record is from RefSeq and is a predicted model, not a curated record. Lineage: Eukaryota; Viridiplantae; Streptophyta; Magnoliopsida; Ericales; Theaceae.
AUGGACGUAACCUGGACAAGCGGCUAUACAUUGAUGAAGCUGUUUCCUUUUGUUGAGUGGGGUUUUAAGGGAGAACAUCAACACUCAGUCACAGCUGGAAACAUGACGGUUCAUCGAAACAGCAUGUGUGGUUCACCAGCACGUACAGUGGGCUGGCGUGAUCCUGGUUUCAUUCACACAAGUUUCUUAAAAGAAUUGUGGCCAAACUCAGUGUACACUUACAAGCUCGGUCAUAGGUUGUUUAAUGGUUCCUAUAUUUGGAGCAAGGUCUACUCUUUCAAGUCUUCACCAUAUCCAGGGCAGGACUCACUUCAACGUAUUAUAGUAUUUGGCGACAUGGGAAAGGCAGAACGUGAUGGUUCAAAUGAAUACAGUAACUAUCAACCUGGUUCACUUAACACAACAGAUCAGCUAAUCAAGGACUUGGAUAACUUCGACAUAGUCUUCCAUAUAGGAGAUCUCCCAUAUGCAAAUGGAUAUAUCUCACAAUGGGAUCAGUUCACAUCAAUGGUGGAGCCCAUUGCAUCAACUGUGCCAUAUAUGAUUGCGAGUGGAAAUCAUGAACGUGACACACCAGGGACAGGGUCCUUCUAUGACACUAAUGAUUCGGGAGGUGAAUGUGGUGUGCUAGCUGAGACCAUGUUUUAUGUUCCCGCUGAUGAGAACAGAGCUAAGUUCUGGUAUUCAACAGAUUAUGGCAUGUUCCACUUCUGUAUAGCUGACACUGAACAUGAUUGGAGGGAGGGUACUGAGCAGUACAAGUUCAUUGAGCAUUGCCUUGCAUCAGCAGACAGGCAAAAACAGCCGUGGUUGAUCUUUGCUGCUCACCGUGUUCUUGGGUAUUCUUCUGACAAAUAUUAUGCCUUGGAGGGCUCAUUUGAAGAGCCCAUGGGAAGGGAAAGCUUGCAGAAGCUUUGGCAGAAAUACAAGGUGGACAUUGCAUUUUAUGGCCAUGUUCACAACUAUGAGAGGAUAUGCCCCAUUUACCAGAAUCAAUGUGUGAACACGGAAAAAUCUCAUUACUCAGGCACUGUGAAUGGAACAAUCCAUGUGGUGGUAGGCGGUGGAGGAAGCCACCUGUCAGAGUUCAGCUCACUGCAGACUCCAUGGAGUCUUUACAGAGAUUAUGACUUUGGAUUUGUGAAAUUGACUGCAUUUAAUCACUCUUCACUUCUGUUUGAGUACAAGAAGAGCAGUGAUGGAAAGGUCUAUGACUCCUUCACCAUCUCAAGGGACUACAGGGAUGUCUUGGCCUGUGUUCAUGAUGGUUGUGAACCCACCACUUUGGCUACCUGAUCUCAAUAUUCUAUACUCUUUCUUCCAUGACUACUGUGGUGAAUAUAGAUGAAGACUAUUGUGUUGAAUAUGUUUUCACCCGUAUUGAAAAUAAUUAUGGAUGUGGUUGAUUAGUCAUUUUUCAAUAAAAAAUAAAUCAUUGUACGUGACACAUUCUGUAGAA